Cydia pomonella (codling moth) is the source of this 1219-nucleotide messenger RNA. RefSeq lists its product as uncharacterized. The record is from RefSeq and is a predicted model, not a curated record. The coding region runs from base 751 to 1170 and encodes 139 amino acids. Lineage: Eukaryota; Metazoa; Arthropoda; Insecta; Lepidoptera; Tortricidae. The transcript has 2 exons.
CGAAAUUCAUUUCGAAUAAAACGUCAUUGCGACAGACCUUGAAUAGAGGUUAAAUGCUUUGUUUUCAGAAUAGUUCGAAAUUGAAUAGUAAGUACAUUAUUGCAGAUAAGUCCAAGCAAAGUCCGAAAAUAGAAACGGAUCCGGAUAGUUUCCUUCUUUCUUCUUUAUCCCAACGUUUGCGAUUGAAUGACAAGUUUUUCAAGUUACGGGUUCAUUUGUUGAAUUAAUAAUACCUAACUAAAUGUUUCUACAGUCCAAUUAUCCACGUUAGGUACGCGAAACAAGAACAUUCCUCGUAAUACCUACACAUCCUAUCACAAAAUGUACGCCUAUUAGCGUACACACUUUCCUUCAUUCCAAAAGCGAGGAAAAUUCCUUUGCAUGUUAAUAACGGUAUUCGCCUCAAAAGGAGAAAUUUUUCAAAAGCGUUCGAUUUUAACAAACGCGGUACGCGACCGGAGCACAAUAGAGCUAAUAAUCGUUUCCUAACACGUAUAUUAGUCACGGAAAUUCGUUUAACUACUGAAAACAAUGUAGAACUUUCAUCUGUAGAAUCUAUGGGUUUCUAUUGCCGACUGUGUGUUAUACACCUUAUUUAUUUACGGGACGUCAAACUAGCCAGUUCAGUUCGAAAUUCAAAAUUAAAAAAGUAAGCCGUGCGCUGGCUGUUUUGUAGUUGCCUCGCGAUUUAAUAAGAAAAAGCGUGCGUCAUAUUCAAACUUACAAUAUAUUUUGAGGUUAAAAAUAACAAUGUUGAAAUCAAUGAUAAUUUUGUCUGCGUUACUGAUGUGUUGCUACUGUGAAGAUAAUUUGUUGAUAGAUGAAGCGAGGGCAAAAAAGAAGAAAAGUGUGGCUCGUCUCUGGAUAAUGGUCAUCCUCUUCAUCUUCUCAAAAGUGGCGGUCCUCAAGGUCGUCUCCGUGUUCCUGUUCAUGGCCUUCUUCCAGAAGUUCUGCUACAUCAUCGGCCUCCUAAUCAGCUACUUCAUGAAGAGCCGCGAGGCCAUGAAGCCUGUGACCUCCCCGUCUACCCUGUACGGACCCCCGGCUGACUAUAACACUAUAGGGUACAGCUACGGACCCCCUGAGAACGAACCGUUCACGAACUCUGAGAAUCCCAGUUCUGGGUUUCCGGAUUUGGGCAAUUUUAAUUGGCCAUUCAAAAGAAAUUAGAUUAUGUAUAUUGUUUUUAAGUAUUUAUUGUAUUAAAUAUAAGUUUUUA